UCCUCUCUCUGCAUAUGAUUUUCUCUCCUCUCUCCACAGCCGAUGCUCGGUGGUGAGAAAGGGGGGGGAGGGUGGUCUUGCAGUCGACGGGAGGAACAGGAGUUUAUUGAGGAGAAGCUGCAACGAGAGAGGGGGGAAAAAAAACGCAUGCAACUGAGCGCCGUUGCCGUUGCGGAUGGUAGCGAGGACGAGAAGAGAGGAGGGGGGAAAAGAGAAGACCACGCUGGGGGCGAACGACCGCGCUCUGCUGAGAAACUGCCGCUGGAAUUCUUUAACUUGUUGAUGCGACGCUAUUGUACCGUUUCUCCUCUUUCGUCUGGCUGCAGUGGCACAUAGAUGGGAGGCUGCAUCGCAAGUGCUCUCUUCCGACGAUAGGUCUUUCUUUUUUUUUUUAUGAAACUCCCCGCGGAUGCAGUGCAAAGAGCAGCAUUUCCCUCUUCUAAGAUGCAAUUUACCCCCGAGCCGUAGCACUGUGAUCGCCGGAGCAGGGUCGUUUUAAACACUAUAGGUCAGCAUGGCAGCAGGUGUAGCGGCGUGGCUCCCCUUCGCCCGAGCGGCGGCCAUCGGGUGGAUGCCCGUGGCGAGCACCCCGAUGCCCGUCCCUCCCCACGAGAAGAAGAAAGCCCAGGACGGACUCAUCAUCCUCAACGUGAGCGGCACCAAGUUUCAGACGUGGCGGAACACUUUGGAGAGGUACCCGGACACUUUGCUGGGGAGCACGGAGAGGGACUUCUUCUUCCACGAGGAGACUAACGAGUACUUUUUCGACCGCGACCCUGACAUCUUUAGACAUAUACUCAAUUUUUACCGCACGGGGAAACUACACUAUCCGCGCCAAGAAUGCAUAUCCGCGUACGACGAGGAGCUCGCUUUCUUUGGGAUAAUCCCCGAGAUCAUCGGGGACUGCUGUUACGAGGAGUACAAGGACCGGAGGCGCGAAAAUGCGGAGAGGCUCCAGGACGACGAGGACUUGGACCUGAGCAAUGACGUCACGCCGGUGAACCUGACGUAUCGGGAGUUCCUGUGGCGGGCUUUUGAAAACCCCCACACGAGCACCUUGGCUCUGGUCUUCUACUAUGUCACCGGCUUCUUCAUCGCCAUUUCGGUCAUGGCCAAUGUCGUGGAGACGGUUCCGUGUGGGCUCAUGCCCAACAGGUCGAAGGAGGUUUCCUGUGGAGACCGUUACGCGCUGGCCUUCUUUUGUUUAGACACUGCGUGCGUCAUGAUCUUCACCGUCGAGUAUCUGCUCCGCUUGAUCGCCGCUCCCAGCCGGUACAAGUUCAUGAAGAGCGUGAUGAGCGUCAUCGACGUGGUGGCCAUCAUGCCUUACUACAUCGGCCUGGUCAUGACCGACAAUGACCAGGUGAGCGGCGCCUUCGUCACGCUGCGCGUCUUCCGGGUCUUUCGGAUUUUCAAGUUCUCCCGGCACUCCGCGGGGCUGCGCAUCCUGGGCUACACGCUGAAGAGCUGCGCCUCCGAGCUGGGCUUCCUGCUCUUCUCCCUCACCAUGGCCAUCAUCAUCUUUGCCACGGUCAUGUUCUAUGCAGAAAAGGGCUCCACGGCCACCAAGUUCACCAGUAUCCCCGCGGCGUUCUGGUACACCAUUGUCACCAUGACAACACUGGGGUACGGCGACAUGGUGCCAAAAACCAUCGUGGGGAAGGUGUUUGGGUCCAUAUGCUCUCUGAGCGGGGUGCUGGUCAUCGCCCUGCCUGUCCCUGUCAUAGUGUCAAACUUCAGCCGUAUCUACCACCAAAGCCAGCGGGCGGAGAAGCGACGAGCACAGAGGGCCUCCAAGGAGGCAGGAAAAGCCCUUGUGGCGAAGGCCGCCAGCCCUCCUUUUGAGAUCCAGCAUCACCACCUGCUGCACUGCCUGGAGAAAACCACGAAUCACGAGUUUGUGGACGAGCAGACAUUUCAGGCCAACUGCGUGGAGAUCUCUGUGGUGAACAAGUCGGGCUCCCGCGCCUCCUCGCUGUCUUCGUCUCCGCGCGGCCUCAGCUCGUGCUGCUCCCGGCGCCACAGGAAGAAGAGCAGCUUCAGCCUGCCAAGCACAAACAACCAGGAGCUCAGCACCAUACAGAUAAGAGAGAGGCCAGUUGUCAACAGCCGCUCCAGCCUGAAUGCCAAACUCGAUGGGACUGUGCCCUUGAAAUGUGACGAACCUUACAUCACUCCCUCCAUGGUCCGCCUAUCUGCCCCGGUGGUGACCUCAUCAGACAGGGACGGCUCCACAACCACCUCCGCAUACUCUCAGAGCAACAUUGUCCGAGUAUCUGCCUUGUAGAUGUCAUGCUUAUCUCAUCAGCUAACUGGUUUCAAGAAGCACCAGAUGCUGAGGAGAGGGACCACCGAGCAUCAACCUGCCAUAAUCUAGAGGGAUUAUAAGAUUAGUUGAGGUCUGGGUUUUUUUUGAAGUAGUGAUCUCAUCUGAUGUGUAAAAGCUGCAUGGUAUUAAAAUGAUGUGGACGGCUGCCUUGGAAUAAAAGCGACCAGCAGAUCUUGCUGCAUUAAGCACAGAAGAGCAAAGAAGUGUUUGGGAUUGCGUGGUUAUCGUUGUUGCCUAAACAUACUGAGGAAAAAAAACCUUUAUUUUUGAAAAUGUAAUGUAGGUGUAUUUGUUGUCUUCUGAUUCAGAGGAGAAAAAGAUGUUGUUCAAAGGUCAUGCUUGAUGGCCUUUGAUGACAAAGCACACAUAUUCAUUACCCGAUGGCCAUAUUUGUGAAUAUUAAAACAAUCUCUGUACGCAUUAGAAACAUUCAUUUCAGUCACCACCCUGUUAAAUAGAUUGUUCCAAAAAAAAAAGAAGAAGAAUUAACUGGUUUCUAAUGGCCCCCUCACUUACAAGGAACUUGUAAAUUCCGAAAACAUAAAUCCACAGGAAUGAAUAACUGUUCCCCUAACCCUGUUGAAUAUUCAUUAACUGACUGGUUGAUGUCAUCGCUCGAUGAGUAAAAUAUACUAAGCAUCCUGACAUGUUUGUGAAAUGUGCAAGUGAAAGUCAUAAUGACAAAAUCUGUGUUAGCUUACAUAUUUGACAUUCUGAUAUGGAUCUGUGUCAAAGCCAUUGCCAUCAAUUAAUAAUUGAUAUUGAGCAAAAUACAGGGUACACAUUAGUUAGGUUACAAGGUAGAAAUGUAAGUGAAUGUUCUUUGCAACACUUGACUAAUACUAACCCUAAUGUGGACACACACACAUUGACCUGGAAAACCAUAUGACAAAAGGUUGAACAUAAAUUCUUAAAUCACCACAUUCAACAGAAAGACUAGUUAGAUGUCACUGUGUUUAAGGGCCAUUUUGUACAUUUUUCAUAUUGUAAAUAUCUCAGUUUGAACUUUUAUCAGCUGCGUUUGAAGUUGGCUCCUCUUAUUUCUAGAUUUAGUUGACAGUUGUUGGCAUACUGUUUCUGUCUGUUAACUGGUUGAACUAAGGAUUUGCAUGCUGUCAUUGCAAAAUUCUGUUUUAUUAAAGUAUGUCUCUUCUU
Scophthalmus maximus (turbot) is the source of this 3484-nucleotide messenger RNA. RefSeq names its product potassium voltage-gated channel subfamily D member 2-like. Gene Ontology annotation, cellular component: membrane; voltage-gated potassium channel complex. Gene Ontology annotation, biological process: protein homooligomerization; potassium ion transmembrane transport. The transcript is spliced from 6 exons. The record is from RefSeq and is a predicted model, not a curated record. The coding region runs from base 515 to 2287 and encodes 590 amino acids. Gene Ontology annotation, molecular function: A-type (transient outward) potassium channel activity; protein binding. NCBI's taxonomy places the organism in Eukaryota, Metazoa, Chordata, Actinopteri, Pleuronectiformes, Scophthalmidae.